GCCCCCUCCGGGGGACCCCGACCCGCUGCCCACCCCCCCCCCCCCCCCCUCCGCUCCCCGCUUUUAAGCCCCCGGUGCCGGCGGGGAGCUCGGUGCGAGGCUCCUCCGGCGGCGAUGACCCCCUGCGCGCCGUGAGCACGGCCCCAGGUCAAGGAUGGUCCAGGUGAUGGGGGAUGCCGGCUGCUGGAUCCUGCUCGGGCUCUCCCUGCUCCCCAUCGCCGUGGUGGGCUCCCAGGACGAUGGGAAGGUGAUCCACAUCAACCGGGUGCAGCACCAGGCUGUGCACGCGGGGCUGGGGGAGCCCGUGGCCCUGCCCUGCCUCUUCCUGCUCCAGCCCUCCGCCUCGCUGGGGCCCAACGAGCCCCCAGACCCUCCCCGCGUCAAAUGGAGCAAGGUGCGCUCAGCCACCGGCCAGAGGGAGGACGUCCCCAUCCUGGUGGCCAAGGACAACGCGGUGAAGGUGGUGAAAGCCUACGAGGGCCGGGUGUCGCUGCCCGGCUACCCCCGCGACCGCUACAACGCCACGCUGCUGCUGCGCGCCGCCCGCGCCAGCGACGCGGGGCUGUACCGCUGCGAGGUGGUGGCCGGCAUCGACGAUGAGCAGGACCUGCUGCCCCUCGAGGUGACGGGCGUCGUCUUCCACUACCGCCCGGCGGGGGAGCGCUACGCGCUGACCUUUGCCGCUGCCCAGCGCGCCUGCCUGGACAACUCGGCCGUCAUCGCCUCUCCCCAGCACCUCCAGGCUGCCUUCGAGGACGGCUACGACAACUGCGACGCAGGCUGGCUGGCUGACCAGAGCGUGCGGUACCCCAUCACACUGUCCCGGCCCGGCUGCUACGGGGACCGCAACAGUCUCCCCGGUGUCCGCAGCUAUGGCCAGAGGGAGCCCGGUGAAUUGUACGAUGUCUACUGCUACGCACGGGAGCUGCAAGGGAAGGUGUUUUACGCCACGGCGCCGGGGCGGUUCACCUUUCAGGGGGCCCGGAGGCACUGCCGGGCCCAGGGAGCUUCAUUGGCCACCACUGGGCAGCUCUACCUGGCCUGGCGCGAUGGCCUGGACCAGUGCGACCCCGGCUGGCUGGCAGACGGCAGCGUCCGCUACCCCAUCAGGGUCCCGCGCAGGAAAUGCGGCGGUGAGGCCUCGGGCGUCAGGACCCUCUACCAGUUCCCCAACCGCACUGGCUUCCCCCAGCCGGCCUCCAAGUUUGAUGCUUACUGCUACAAAGCGGACACGCCGGAUGCCGGUGAUUCCGCCGCAGCGCACACGGGGCAGAAGGAGCAGGAGCUGCCCACGCCCGACCCGCCGGGCAGCGACAACGUGCUGGUGGAGCACGAGGAGGAGCGUGAGGACCCGGCCACAUCUGGGGACACCCCACGCGUCGGCCUCCUGCCACAGCCGGGGGCUGCGGGGCCGGGGGAGGAUGAGGAUGAGCAGCUGCGGGCGGUGAGCAGCAGCGUGGCAGCGUGGCGCGGUGACAUCCCCGGGGCCAACGGCACGGCCCUGCCGCCAGCCACCACCUCCUCUCCGGCGUGGCCCCACGAGGACGAAGCCCUCAACGUGGUGGACCAGGCGCCUGUGAGCACCUGGCAGGAUCCGGCCAGCAGCAGCCCAGCACCGCCAGUGCAAGAAGGCCCCAGCCCCGAGGAGCCCCCGGUUGCCCUGCUGCCGUGGUCCCAAAGCCCAGCCCAGGAGGUCACCAGCUCACCGACAGCACCGCCUGGCUUGGGGACAGUCCCUGGCACGGCAGCAGAGACCCCCAGCACCCUGCUGGGCAGCUCACGUGCCCCCAAAAGGAGCAGCUAUGCUGGGCUGAAUGGGCGCUACUUCCAGCUGCAGCAGCAGAGCCGGGACCCCCCAGUGGCUGAGGACCCCCCGGUGACUGGGGACCCCCCAGUGACUGGAGACCCCCCGGUGUCUGGGGACCCCACAGUGGCUGGGGAUCCCACAGUGGCUGGGGACCCCGUCGUGGCUGGGGACCCUACAGUGGCCGGGGACCCAGUGGGGACAGUCACGCAUGCCCCCAUCCUGGCCCUGGAGGUGAAGGGGGCUGCAGCCAACGCGGUGGAGACGUGGAGCAUCGCCCACACCGGUGCUGAGAGUCCCCCUGGGGGGGGUCCCUACCCGCUCUCCAACGAGGUGGAGGAUGAGAUCGGCCACAAGCUGCUGGCACCAGCCACUGCCCCGGUGCCCCCGUCACCGAGGGAUUCUCCACAGUGGAGCCCCCGCACGGCCCCGCGUGGUCCCGGGGGGGCUGCACGGACAUCCCUGCCACCAUCACCACCCACCCCCGUGGCUCCCCGUGGUGCUUCCAACCACCAGGAUGUCAUCGCAGUGCGGGCAACACCCCGUGGCCCCAGCGCCCGCGGUGACUCCCCCUGGCUGCCUGCGGAUGCCACCGAGGACUUCUCUGGGGACACCCCUCCCAAGGCGGACGGCGACCCCAUCCCACCACGGCCCCCGCUGCCCCCAGCCCCGCUGGUGGCCGAUUUCCCUGAAACGUCCCCGCAGCCCGGCGGUGAUGGCAGCGGGGCCCUGGGGGAAGGCUCACUGGAGAGGCAGAGGAAGGCAGUGGCCUCCCUCCACCUGCUCAUGGGGAUCCCUGGCACCACGGUGGCGGCUUCUCCCCAUCCCCAUCAGGGUGGGCUGAGCCCCACAGCUCCCCAGGGGACACCCGAAAUGGGGGCUGAACCUGGCCACGAGCACCCAGCCGUGUACGGGGAUGCGGGGACAGGGACGGCUGAGCCGAGGGACGAAGCAGCCGUCACCCCCGUGGCACGGGACGUCCCCUCACCUUCACCCACGGCCGGCGAGGUGACCCCACGGGCUGGCUCCGAGUGGCCAGCGGAGGGCACAGGGGAGGCAGAGGACGGGUCCGCGGGUGCCCCACGACCUGUGAGCCCCACGGCGCCGGAGCUGGAGGGAGCCGAGCAUCUCCUGCACCCCCCAGCCCCCCGGCAGCCCCCCAGCCCCAGCGAGGAGGACACCUCGGGGGAGGCGAAGAGGGAAGACCCCCCCACCCUGGCCAGCCACCCCUCAGCUCCCACUGACACCCCCUGGCCGUCACCCACCGCCCCCCACCCAUGGGUGCCGGAGGUGCCCGGCUCCCCGAGCGCAGAGCCGCUCUUUGAGCCGUCCACAACGGGGGGGCCCGGGGGAGCCCCGCUGCUGGAUGUCGACAGCGGGAGCGGCGAGGAGCCCUUGCUGGAAGAGAGGGAGCUGCUGGCUUGGACGGGCACCGACAACACCAGCCGGCACGCUCCGGCCGACCCGUGCCAGAACAACCCGUGCCUGCACGGCGGGACCUGCCACGCCAACGGCUCCGUCUGCAGCUGCAGCUGUGCCCAGGGCUUCACCGGGGAGAACUGCGAGAUCGACAUCGACGACUGCCUGUCGAGCCCCUGCCAGAACGGCGGCACCUGCAUCGACGAGGUCAACUCCUUCGUCUGCCUCUGCCUGCCCAGCUACGGGGGCAGCCGCUGCGAGAAAGACACGGAGGGCUGCGACCACAACUGGCACAAGUUCCAGGGCCACUGCUACCGCUACUUCGCCCGCCGGCGCUCCUGGGAGGACGCGGAGCGGGACUGCCGCCGCCGCGCCGGGCACCUCACCAGCAUCCACUCGCAGGAGGAGCACGGCUUCAUCAACAGUUUCGGGCACGAGAACACCUGGAUCGGGCUCAAUGACAGGAUCGUGGAGCAGGACUUCCAGUGGACCGACAACACCGGCUUGCAAUACGAGAACUGGCGGGAGAACCAACCCGACAAUUUCUUCGCGGGCGGCGAGGACUGCGUGGUGCUGGUGUCCCACGAGAUCGGCAAGUGGAACGACGUGCCCUGCAACUACAACCUGCCCUACAUCUGCAAGAAAGGCACAGUGCUGUGCGGGCCCCCGCCGGAGGUGGAGAACGCCUUCACCGUGGGGAAGAAGAAGGAGAAGUACAGCAUCCACUCGAGCGUGCGCUACCAGUGCGAGGAGGGCUUCACCCAGCGCCACAUCCCCACCAUCAAGUGCCACAGCAACGGCAAGUGGGACCGGCCCAAAAUCCUCUGCACAAAACCCAGGCGGUCGCACCGGGCGCGGCGGCACCACCGGCACCGCCACAGCCACCCCCACCACCAGCACCACCACCACAAACCCCGCAAGGAGCGGCGAAAACACCGCAAGCACCUCCGGCUGGACUGGAUGGAGGAGGGCCACUACUUCUAGAGCCGGCGGGGGAGCAGCAAGCACAAGGGCCCCCGCGGGCGCCCCAGGACCAGCCGUCUCUGGGAUGGGACGUGGUGACGUUUCCUGACCCCUUUCCCUCCCACCCACCCCUCUUUUAUAACCCCCCUUUGCUUUAGCUCCUAGGAUGCCCGGCCCUGUAGGGAAUAGGAUCGGGCGGGGGCGGCAGCGUGUGCGUCCCCAGCCCUCCCCGCAUGCCCCACGCUCAGUCCUCGACCCCGUGGUGCCGUGCCCGCACCCCGGGGUCGAGCCCCCAGCCCCGCACGGGGACCCCCAAAUCCCCGUGGAGCCCUGGGGGGGCUGUUCUGCAGCUGGCUGAUUGCCCCUGCUGGGGUCUGGUCCCCUCCAGGUUUUGGGGGGGGUCAUGCAGCAGCCCCCCACCCAUCACCCCGACUGCCCUUGGCCAUCGCAUCCCCUUGGAUGGCUCCAGUUUUUUAACAGCCUCCCCGUCUUCCUGCCCCAGCCGGUGUCCUCAGCGCCCCGGUCCUGCCCACGGGGUGUCCCCACACCCGGCACGGGGUCCCCGUUCCUGCCCUGCCCUGGCUCGUGGGGCUACCCCGCACCAGGGCCCUCCCGGCUGGUUUUGGGGUUGGAUUUUCCCUUUUCCGUUCAUUGUCGGUUCCCCGUUGGAGUUGGCGUGUGUGUGUACGGCGCUUUCUGAUCUCUGCUGUUUGCGACGUGACUGCCGUGUCCCGUUCCCCUUCUCCCCCUCUCCUCCUCCGUGGCAUUUCUGACUCUCUGCGUUUCUGUACUGCUGGACAUUUUAAUAAAUUUUUUUAACAGUU
Cygnus olor (mute swan) is the source of this 5010-nucleotide messenger RNA. It is a transcript of the gene NCAN, whose product is annotated as neurocan. The coding region runs from base 155 to 4207 and encodes 1350 amino acids. Gene Ontology annotation, molecular function: calcium ion binding; hyaluronic acid binding. Lineage: Eukaryota; Metazoa; Chordata; Aves; Anseriformes; Anatidae. The record is from RefSeq and is a predicted model, not a curated record. The transcript is spliced from 15 exons. Gene Ontology annotation, biological process: cell adhesion.